AAACUGAGUUUUCUUUGACUUCAUAGUUAGGAUGGUUGAGCUGCCUCUCGGUGGAGACUGACUCAGUGUGUGGCUUCGUCAGGCGUUUGGCCGAGGUCGACUUGACAGUUAUCAUUCAAGAUGGAAGUCAAGAAAAAGACCUUCUUGGAGAACCUUCGUCUGAAAACUAAGUUUGUGAACCUGAAGAAGCCGGGGAAGAAGGCCAUCCCCAAGCAGGGCAGGAAGCUGGCCCAUCGGCGCAGCAUUUCUGUACCAGACCUACGGUUUAUUCCAGGUGAAGCAUUUCCUUCAGACAGCUACUUGGCGCCCAUUCCCUCUGAUGCCAUCUUCUUCGGCAACUCCCCUAGUCGGAGUGAUACUGAUUCUGUGGCGAGUGGCUCCAUCGCUGAUGAACCACUUUACACAGACAAACCGAACAAUCCAGUCCCAGACUAUAGACUCAGAGUUCCCACAGGUCGCACAAAUGCUGCUUUGAAUAGAAUAAGUGCACCAGUGGGAUUAAGCAGUUACGAGGAAAUUGAUGGUGUGAUUAAUUCACGCUCACAGAACAAGGUGGCCUUUACUCAAGAAGGUCUGUAUGCACAAGUAGACAAAAGACCCAAGGAGAAUGCACCUAGAUUUCGUUUUGACCCUAUUGCUGCACCAAGAUCUGUUUUUCCCCAAGCAUCUUCACCAAGACCAGACCACGUAGAGAGACAGAGUCUCUUUGGGGAAGACGCCCCAGUAGACAGAGUGUGUUCAGGUGCUGUCGCUGCAUCAUUAGCCAGAGCAAGCUCAAUGGGCGACCAAGUUAACCCGUACACAGACAAGAAGACCACAUCAUUUGAGCCUAGAAAGUCAUCGUCUGAAAAGGGAACUCCGCCAGCAAUCCGAGUAAAUGCUCGCGCAGCUACGUCUCAGAUGUUAGACACCCUGUGUACUCCUGCGGAGAGUGCAGACGGCACCUCUUUGGACUCUGCCGGUGGCAGUCCCACCGAGGAGCGAGUCAACAUGCCCUGGACGACGGACUCGGAGGAACAGGACCGAGAACUCUACUCUCCCUUUUCCAUGAGAGAGUUUACUGCCGAAGAGGCUCUGCUGGAACAAGCCCAGGCUGAGGAGGCCCUGGAAGAAACGGCAGAGAUGUCCAGUGAGCCGUUUGAUUUCUUUGAUGAAAAUCAAGAUCCUCUGGACAACCCUGCUCCCUCACCAGGGCCUGACGUCCAAGCACCCCCGAGUCAGAGAUACCUCCUGAACAUCAACCUGAAGCAGGGAAAGAACCUGGUCAUCCGGGACAAGCGCUCCGGGACCAGUGAUCCUUAUGUGAAGUUCAAACUUGAAGGAAAGCAGUUCUAUAAAAGCAAAGUGGUUUAUAAAACCCUGAACCCACGGUGGAACGAGUCCUUCUCCCAUCCUCUUCGAGACAGAGACCAUGCCGUGGACGUUCGGGUCUACAAUAAAAAGCGGACCACUGAUGAGUUCAUGGGCUCCAGCACUAUUGUUCUGAACAAUCUUGAAUUUUACAAAACCUACGAAAUGGAGUUGCAGCUUGAUGAUCCAAAAAGUAAAGAAGAUGACAUGGGACUGAUCGCUGUGGAAGUCUGCUUAAUGUUUAGAGACGCCACCAUCAAAAGAAGCCCAAGAUGGCCAGUAAGGAAGAAUAAGCAGAACCAGGCCGCAGUAUCCCCGCGACCAGCUGAGACGCAAAGAAAUCAGCUGAAGAACCAGAUGUGGACUGGGAUGCUUGGUAUCACCUUGGUGGAGGGACAGGACCUGCCUCAGCAUGGCGACGGGGACAUUUACGUCCGCUUUCGCCACGGUGAUCAGAAGUACAAGAGCAAGAACAUUUGCGUCCAGGCCAAUCCACAGUGGAGAGAGCAGUUUGACUUCAAUCAGUUUGAAGAUAACCAGGAACCUCUGCAGGUGGAGGUGUACUGCAAGAGAGGGAGGAAGGGUGAGGAAUCAUGGGGGAUGUUUGAGAUUGACCUAUUGAGACUUCCACUUAAUGAGAGGCAGCUCUACACUCAUGUGCUGGACCCAGGAAAGGGCAAGCUGGUGUUUCUGGUCACCCUUAGACCCUGCUGGGGAGUCUCCAUCUCUGACAUCGAAACAGCUGCCUUGGAGAAGCCUGAUGAGAGAGAAGUGGUAUUGGAGAAAUUUAGCUUAAAGAACUCACACAAGUGUGUGGGGGAGGUUGGCAUCCUUCAGGUCAAAGUUGUAAAGGCAAAUGAUGUUCCUGCCACAGACCUCAAAGGGAAAAGCAACGCUUUUUGUGUUGUGGAGCUCGGCAACAGCAAACUUCAAACUCACACAAUCUACAAGACCCUCAAUCCGGAGUGGAACAAAGCCUUUACAUUCCCAAUAAAGGACAUUCAUGAUGUGAUACAGUUGACUCUCCUUGAUGAAAAUGGAGAAAAAGCCCCAGACUUUUUAGGGAAAGUGGCCAUUCCAUUACUGACAGUUCAGAAUGGACAGGAGAUAUGCCUGUUCUUGAAGAAAGAAGACAUGGGAAAUGCAUCAAAAGGAACCAUCACACUGGUGCUGGAUGUGAUCUACAACAAAGUCAGAGCUGGCAUCAGGACCUUCAAACCAAAGGAGACCAAAUUAACGGAGGAAAACCUGAAGUUCUCCAAAAAGGUUCUUGCCCGGAAUAUAUGUCGGGUUCGAAAAAUCAGCACAGCAGUUCUGUACACGUUACAGUACAUUAAAAGCUGUUUUCAAUGGGAGAGCACGCAACGGAGUCUAAUAGCCUUUCUGAUCUUCCUUGUGACGGUGUGGCACUGGGAACUCUUCAUGCUGCCCCUCUUCCUGCUUCUGCUCAUUGGCUGGCACUACUUCCAGCUCUCUACAGGGAAGGCCAGCUCCAACCAGGACCCGGUGAACACGAGCAUGGGUGACGACGAAGAGGAAGACGAGAAGGAAUCCGGAAAAAAGGGUUUGAUGGAGAAGAUACAUAUGGUGCAGGAAGUAGUGCUGGCUGUCCAGAACGUUUUGGAGGAAAUCGCAAACAUCGGAGAGCGAAUCAAGAACAUAUUCAACUGGUCUGUCCCCUUCUUGUCAUGCCUGGCCUGCAUGAUGCUGUUUGUGGCAACUGCGCUGUUGUAUUUCAUCCCUCUGCGAUAUAUUGUGCUGAUAUGGGGUGUUAACAAAUUUACCAAGAAGCUGCGCAACCCAUAUACUGUUGACAAUAAUGAUAUACUGGAUUUCCUCAAGAGGGUGCCUUCUGAUGUUCAAAAGGUGCAGCACAGCGCGCUGAGAGCGCCCACCAGCCAGAACCAGCCGCGGAAGAAGAGGUAAGCGUUGCUGGAUGAAAGGCUGGUCUCCUUUUGAAUACGCUACGAUGCAGUCCACCUGACAACAAUGCUCCAGUGCCAGCAGAGGCCCCUGACCCAUGUGCCCCCCCCCCCCCCCCACCAUACCAUCCUAACUCUGCCCCCUGCUGCUGAGGGGCAGCCAGCCGCUCUCUGGCUUGUGCGUAUGUGCCACCCCCCCCCAGACAGAGGCUGUGAACUGUAGCAGCUAGAAGGGCAGCACAUGGCGCUGUCAAUCACAAGCCUGGAGGUAAAGAAAAGAGAGCGCUGCAAGGCUCAGCCUUCAUCUUUGGAUAUCAUUUAGAAAAGGAAUGAAAAUCGUCGGGUUUGGCUUACCUUAGACCUCUAAUGUUUUGCUUCUUUUUAAAUUCUCUUUUAUUUACUUUGAAACUAAGAAAUUUGCCUUCCGGUCAAGUUAAUACAACUUCAACCGAACAUGGAAAUGUUUUUCUUUAUUCAUGUGUUAAUAUAAUUAAAGAUCAAAAGGUCAUAUAUCUCGCAAUAGAUUUUUAUGUUCCAAUCAAAAUAUGUUUUCUCGCACAUUUAACAUAUUAGGACAGAGUACUGAAUGCUAUUGUUUUUGUGGUAAGGAUUUAAUGUAUAUAAUAUAAUUCUCUCAGCUUUCUUAGUUUUAUGUCGGCAACAAAUAUAUAUUUAUGUACUGCAUGUGCUUUAUUUCCAGCUGACUUUUUAUGUCACUGUAUUAAUUUGAGUUUUAUUUUUACUCGGUAUCUUGUCUGCUUCAUCAAAUGGAGAAUUUGCAGGAGUCCUGAGUAAAGAAUCUUGAUCAGUU
Messenger RNA from Anarrhichthys ocellatus (wolf-eel), 4083 nucleotides. RefSeq names its product multiple C2 domains, transmembrane 2a (gene mctp2a). Gene Ontology annotation, molecular function: calcium ion binding. Bases 121 to 3276 code for a protein of 1051 amino acids. Gene Ontology annotation, cellular component: synaptic vesicle membrane. The transcript has 23 exons. Lineage: Eukaryota; Metazoa; Chordata; Actinopteri; Perciformes; Anarhichadidae. The record is from RefSeq and is a predicted model, not a curated record. Gene Ontology annotation, biological process: regulation of neurotransmitter secretion.